Molecule: messenger RNA, 1553 nt
Organism: Panicum virgatum (switchgrass)
Lineage: Eukaryota; Viridiplantae; Streptophyta; Magnoliopsida; Poales; Poaceae
Product: premnaspirodiene oxygenase-like
Exons: 2
Coding region: 1-1539 (512 amino acids)
Molecular function (GO): heme binding; monooxygenase activity; iron ion binding
Source: RefSeq, a predicted model, not a curated record
AUGGAAGCACUACAGGCUCUGUGCCAACCCCUCCUCAUCUCCGCCAUCGCCGUCGUCCUGGUGCGCGUCCUCAGGCACUUGCUCCUCGGCCGCAAGGCGAGGCACCCGCCGGGGCCGUGGAAGCUGCCGGUGAUCGGCAGCAUGCACCACCUGGUGAACGUGCUCCCGCACCGCGCGCUCAGGGACCUCGCCGGCGUCCACGGCCCGCUCAUGAUGCUCCAGCUCGGCGAGACCCCGCUCGUGGUCGUGUCGUCGCGUGAGAUGGCCCGCCAGGUCCUCAAGACGCACGACGCCAACUUCGCCACCCGCCCCAAGCUCCUCUGCGGCGAGAUCGUGCUCUACCGCUGGGCGGACAUCGUCUUCUCGCCGUCCGGCGACUACUGGCGCAAGCUCCGCCAGCUCUGCGCCGCCGAGGUCCUUAGCCCGAAGCGCGUGCUCACCUUCCGGCACAUCAGGGAACAGGAGAUGGCGAGCCAGGUGGAAAGGAUACGAGCGGCCGGGCCAUCCACGCCCGUCGACCUCAGCGCGAUGUUCUACAACCUGGCGAUCACCAUCGUCUCCCGUGCAUCCUUCGGCAACAGGCAGAGGAACGCCGACGAGUUCCUGACGGCGAUGAAGGCCGGCAUCGGUCUGGCCAGCGGGUUCAAGAUCCCCGACCUCUUCCCCACCUGGCGACCCGUGCUCGCCGCGGUGACCGGGAUGCGGCGCACCCUGGAGGACGUCCACAGGACGGUGGACUCCACCCUGGAGGGGGUCAUAGAGGAGAGGGAACGCGUCCGGGACGAGAAGGCCAGGUCGUCCGGCAACGCAGAUGCCGCCGACGAGGAGAACCUCGUCGACCUCCUCAUCGGCCUGCAGGAGAGGGGCUCCUCGGGGUUCCACCUGAGCAGAGACAGCAUCAAAGCAAUCAUUUUUGACAUGUUCACGGCCGGGACGGGGACGCUGGCGUCGUCUCUGGACUGGGGCACGUCGGAGCUGAUGCGGAACCAGAGGGUGAUGAACAAGCUGCAGCGUGAGAUCAGGGAGGCGUUCCGGGGCAAGGCGGCCGUCACGGAGGCCGACAUCCAGGCAGCCAGCCUGCCAUACCUGAAGCUUGUGAUCAAGGAGACGCUCCGGCUUCACCCGCCGGUGCCGCUCUUGGUGCCCCGAGAGAGCAUCGACGCGUGCGAGAUCGAGGGCUACCAGAUUCCAGCAAGGGCCCGGGUCAUCGUGAAUGCAUGGGCUAUCGGAAGGGACCCGAAGUACUGGGACGAUGCCGAUGAGUUCAGGCCCGAGAGGUUCGAGGAUAACGCGAUGGACUUUAUGGGGAGCAGCUACGAGUACAUACCACCGUUCGGUGCUGGCCGGAGGAUGUGCCCUGGCGUUUCGUAUGGGCUCCCUGUGUUGGAGAUGGCGCUCGUGCAGCUCCUCUACCAUUUCAACUGGUCCCUAGCAGAGGGCACCGAUGAGGUUGACAUGACAGAGGCGCCAGGUCUUGGUGUCCGCCGCAAGUCGCCUCUCCUACUAUGUGCCACCCAGUUCGUUCCUGAAACAAGGUGAAAAGUACAUGUAUA